GAAGCCCGAACAAUACUGCAAAGUGAAAAAAACAAGAAGCGCACCAACCUUGCGCAUUACCUCAGUAACCAAAAUUUAUUAGUAAAGGAAUGGUACUCACAAACAGCGAAUAAAAACAGGCAUGUAAGUCCUCCAAGGGACUUCAGAGACAAGAGACCAGCGCGAAUCCCAUCAUGGGGGUAGACACUCAGUACGACCUUCGAAAUGCAUCAGCUGUACUGAGUGUCUACCCC
This is a messenger RNA of Staurois parvus, 233 nucleotides long. The record is from the annotation of a GenBank genome assembly. NCBI's taxonomy places the organism in Eukaryota, Metazoa, Chordata, Amphibia, Anura, Ranidae.